ACACAUAAAUGAUGAAAUUGUAUAGCUUUCAUUAUCUUUCAAAUACUAGCUUGAUUUUAUAACAAAUUCAAAACUUCCAGAAUAUUGCUGACUCAGAUAAUGUUGAGGAAAUGAGCAAUGCAUAUGGUCAGGAGAGCUCAACCUCCUCUACCUAUGGUGAUGGUGAUGAUGCCGAUGAUGAUGAUGUUGAUGAUGUAACGACCAAUUCUGCCAAUGAUCAGCCUUGGUACCCAUUUUCUUCCAAGCUGCAGAUGUACUUGUACAUCCUGGUUCACUCAAAAACACAUACAAUAAGUGAUGAAACAGCCAAAUUCAUCUGGUUCAUAAUGAAAGAAUGUGGAAUUGAGAUGCCAUCCUUCUCUUUAGUAAAAAACUUUCAAAUAAGUGGUGAUAUGACUCCUGAGAGUAUGUUAUCUCGUGAAGAAAGCAGCGAUGGCAAUCCUUUUUGGAUAAUUAAGCCAACUGCCUUGCUUAGCAUGGCUUUAUCCCAUCCAGACACUGCUUCCAGCCUGCUUAGGUAUGGCAGAGUAUCGAGUGAUGGCCAGGCUUUGUUGAAAGAACAGUCAGAUGGUAGUAAAUGGGUUCAUGAAUUUCGGUCACAUUAUGCACCAAAUGGGAGUUGUACUUUCUUUUCAGGUAAAACAUAUUCCUGGUACAUUAUUGAUUUACAUUAUAUUCUGCUAUUGGUUUGCUUGGAAACUUAUGCGAAGUGGAAUAUUUCUCUUUUAUCUAAAGUGCAGAGAGUUCAUGAAUACAGAUUCUUCAAAUAUGUCAAUGAAAGAAUGAUUCCAGUGGCAGAUGAUGAAAAGAAGAGUAUUAUUGAACAUAAUCAACAUCAAGUGAGAGGUCUACCGGUUUACACUUUACCACUCAAUUUAUUCAUGGAUGACACAAGUGCUAACAAAUCAAAGAAAUGGAAACCACUCCACUGUCUGCAAUUACAGCUUGCAGGAAUACCAAAAUCAAGGAAGCAGAAUCCUGACACGAUAAAAUUUGUUGGUGCUUCUACAGAAGUGCCUAUCCUUGAAAUGGCUCAUCCUGUCAUUGAUGACAUAAGAAAUUCUGAAAGUGGUGUUCUGACCUUUGAUGGCCAAAGGAGGGAAAAGGUGAACAUCAUACCAUGCCUAGCAGUCUGUGUCUGUGACUUUAACAUGUUGGCAGAAGCAUCAAAUCACAUGGGUGCAAACACAAACAAAUUUUGUCCAAGAUGUUAUGCUGAUAAAGAUUCAUGUAUAUGGAAGGGUAAUGACAGAUAUCCUGAGGAAACUCAGAGGAUAUUAAAUAUCUUGUCAGUGAACAACAACAAAGAUAUGAGACAGAACCAUGGGCUGAAACCAUAUGCAAACCCUCUUUGGAACAUUUUGAAUCCACAUAGUGACAUACCAGUUGGCAUUCUUCACUGGCUGUACCUAGGCAUCGGGAAACACUUAUUGAAAUCCUGCAUCCAAGAUUUACCGGAAGUAAAGCAAGUGCAAUUGUGUAUGAUGAUUGAAAGCAGUGACCAGAGUGCCCUCACGACAAAAGUGUCAAGUGACACCAUCAAAUACCUUGACAGCCGCCAAGGAAAAGAUAUCAAAACAUAUGUAAGUAUAUUGAAAUUAUGAAC
Molecule: messenger RNA, 1606 nt
Organism: Saccostrea cuccullata (small rock oyster)
Lineage: Eukaryota; Metazoa; Mollusca; Bivalvia; Ostreida; Ostreidae
Exons: 9
Coding region: 111-1604 (497 amino acids)
Source: RefSeq, a predicted model, not a curated record